ACCCAGAGAGGAGCUGCUCAGACACAAUGUCCAACACACAACUCCUCAAAGCUGCGGUGCAUCAGAAACUGGCCGCAGCUGCUGAGGAGAUUUUCCGCCUGUUCGAACAAACUCUCAGAGACUAUGAGCAGGAGGUUGUUCUCUCGAAGCAGCGGAUGGAGCAGCAGCGCACACUGAGCCGGUGCCAAGUUCCUGUGCAGCUCUCUGUGGAGAAAGAGGACAUCCCGUCGGAGCAGGACCUCUGUGAGGAGGCGACUGACGUGGGCGAGGAUGACGAGGAGCUCCUGCAGGUUAAAGAUGAACAGGAGGAUGAACAGUGGGCCGCUCAGGCAGGUGAAAAGCAGGAGGAGGCUGACACCAAAGAGUCAAUGUUCAAUAUCAUCUAUGUGCAGAGAAGUGAUGAAGAUGGGAGACAGUCGCCUUGUCGAAGCCAAGAGGUUGAAAAUAGAGCAGACCCUUUGCCCAGCAACUCAUCUGUACAGCUGAGAGCAGAACCCGAGAGAGGCCGCUGUGGUGCGACAGAGCCGACCAGUGAAGACAGUGAUGAUGAGUGGAGAGACAGCAGUCCCCCUCUCUCAGGUGUAAAGAAACCCCUGAAAGCCGGGGAGACAGUAGAGAGGCCGUACACCUGCAGAGUGUGCAACAAGAAUUUCAGGGUUAAAUCCAUCCUGACUCGCCACAUGAAGACACACACAGGGGAGAAACCUUACAGCUGCAGUGUCUGCGGCAAAAGCUUCAUCCAGCGCUCCUAUCUGCACACUCACAUGAACUCGCACUCUGGACAGAAGCCGCACACGUGCAGUUACUGCGGCAGAGGAUUUACGCAGGUCGGGAACAUGAACGCUCACAUGCGGAUCCACACGGGGGAGAAGCCUCACAGCUGCUCCGACUGUGGCAAGAAUUUCAGAGAGAAAGCAGAUCUCAUCAAGCACACAAUAAUACACACUGGAGAGAAGCCAUACACCUGCACUGUGUGUACCAUGAGAUUCAGUGCUCACUCCAAUCUAACGCGCCACAUGAAGACUCAUUCAGGGGAGAAGCCAUACAGCUGUGCCGCCUGUGGGAAACGAUUCUUACGACGCUCCCAUUUAAUCAUUCACAUGAAGACUCAUGCAGGAGAGAACUCCUCAAAAAACCAUCACAACUGCCCAUGAUAUAGAGCCAAUGUAAGGUUCAGUUACAUUGGCUCUAAAGACACAGUUACGGCUACACUGGAUGACGAGGUAGAGGAGUAAAACCAAUAUCAAAAACAAUUUUCCCAUAAAUAAUCUUGUUUCUACGUAUAAUUCCUCGGUUGUUCAGUAGAUGCUCUUGCUUUGGAAGUUUAAAUUUUCCCAAUUUUAAA
Molecule: messenger RNA, 1345 nt
Organism: Limanda limanda (common dab)
Lineage: Eukaryota; Metazoa; Chordata; Actinopteri; Pleuronectiformes; Pleuronectidae
Product: zinc finger protein 260-like
Exons: 2
Coding region: 27-1154 (375 amino acids)
Cellular component (GO): nucleus
Source: RefSeq, a predicted model, not a curated record